AUGAGACCUCAGCAAAAUAUGUAUGUCAGCAGGGAGUUUGCAAACAGUGGCUUGCUCACCAUAGCCAGUAAAAAAGAAGGAAAUAUUUUUCACCGAAGGUGGUUGUGGCCAAGUGAAGAGAGUACCACUGAUUCACGAAGAACAUAUACUCUACAGAAUUACUUGAAUGGUGAUUAUAAGUACAAAACAUACAAUUUGCAGUGGAUUUCAGGAAAUCAGUACCUUCACAAAACAGCUGAUGGUGACAUCCGACGCUUUGAUGCUGACAGUGGAACAUCCUCAGAAGUCUUGGCAAAUACAACAUUAGACAAAUACAAAGCAACCACGGUUCUAUUGUCUCCUGACCAAAAGUUUGCUCUUCUGCAGUACAGCUAUACAAAGUUGUGGAGGCAUUCAUAUACAGCUUCGUAUCACAUCUAUGAUUUCAAUACAAGUUCCAUCUUAGAUGACAGACUGCUACCUAAUGAUACACAGUAUAUUUCCUGGUCACCUGUUGGUCACAAACUGGUGUAUGUUUGGAAUAACAAUAUCUAUAUAAAAGCUUCACCAACAGCAGAAGCUGUGCAAAUCACUAAAAAUGGAGAAGAAAAUAAAAUUUUCAAUGGAAUACCAGAUUGGGUUUAUGAAGAGGAAAUGUUUGGCACUCAUUCUGCUCUGUGGUGGUCUCCAAGUGGCAAUUUUCUGGCAUAUGCGUCAUUUAAUGAUACAGAAGUUCCUGUUAUUGAGUAUUCCUUUUAUUCUGAAGAUACCUUGCAGUAUCCAAAGACCAUUAGAAUCCCAUAUCCCAAGGCAGGAGCUAAAAAUCCAACUGUGCAAUUCUUUAUUGUGGAUAUCCAGUCACUCCCUGAUUUCAAUUCUACUGAAAUUUCUCCACCGGCAGAAAUAAAGUCAGGGGAUCACUACUUGAGUGUUGUAACAUGGGUGACAGAUGAAAGGAUCUGUCUGCAGUGGCUCAGAAGAAUUCAGAAUUUUUCAGUCCUCACAGUCUGUGACUUUGCAGGAGCCACUGGAGACUGGACAUGUCCACAGGAAAAACAACGUACAGAAGAAAGUAGGACUGGCUGGAUUGGCACAUUUCAGCCAUCUGUCCCUUACUUUGCACCUGACAAUACUACCUACUACAAAGUCUUCAGCAAUGCAGUGGGUUACAAGCAUAUCCAUUAUAUAAAUGGCUCACAGACUCCAAUAGCUAUUACUGGAGGGAAAUGGGAAGUAAUCAGCAUAGCAGCUGUAACCAGUAAUUUUUUAUACUACAUCAGCAAUGAAAAUGGAAUGCCAGGAGGAAGAAAUCUUUAUAAAGUACUCUUGGAAAGCAGUCCAAGUUCUUCUAAAUGUGUUAGCUGUGAUCUGAAUAAAGAAAGAUGCCAAUAUUAUUCUGCGUCCUUCAGCAAAGAUGCACAGUAUUAUCAGCUAGAUUGUUAUGGUCCUGGUCUGCCCAUGUCUACGUUGCACAGAAGCAGCGAUGAUAAUGUCAUCAGAUACUUGGAAAACAACACUGAACUGGACAAUUCAUUGCAAGAUAUUCAAAUGCCUUCAAAAAAAUUUGGCUCCAUUAGAGUAGGUGGAUAUGACCUGUGGUAUCAAAUGAUUUUGCCUCCCCAUUUGGAUUCAUCAAAGAAGUACCCUCUGCUUCUCGAUGUGUAUGCAGGACCCUGUAGUCAGAAAGUAGAUUACGCCUUCCGGAUCAACUGGGCUACUUAUCUUGCAAGCACAGAACAGAUCAUUGUGGCUAGCUUCGAUGGCAGAGGAAGUGGCUACCAAGGGGAUGAAAUUAUGCAUGCAAUAAACCGAAGACUAGGAACAUAUGAAGUGGAAGAUCAGAUAGCAGCAGCCAGAAAAUUUUCUGAAAUGAGCUUUGUUGAUAAGGACAGAAUAGCUAUUUGGGGUUGGUCUUAUGGGGGAUAUGUGACCUCCAUGGUGCUUGGCUCUGGAAGCGGAGUGUUCAAGUGUGGAAUAGCGGUUGCCCCUGUGUCACGUUGGCAAUAUUAUGAUUCAAUAUACACGGAGCGAUACAUGGGCCUUCCUAUAGAAAGUGAUAAUCUGAAAAACUAUAAUAGUUCAACAGUAAUGGCCAGAGCUGAAAAAUUCAAGCAAGUUGAGUAUCUCCUUAUUCAUGGAACAGCAGAUGAUAAUGUUCACUUUCAGCAAGCAGCACAGAUUUCCAAAGCUCUUGUUGAUGCUGAGGUGGAUUUUCAGGCAAUGUGGUAUACCGACAAAGACCAUGCCAUUACCGGUCAAGCACAUAAGCAUAUUUAUACCCAUAUGAGCCAUUUCAUAAAACAGUGUUUCUCAUUGCUCUAGCGCAGGAGUUGCACCAGCAUGUUGGCUGUUAGUGAUGGUACUUCUCCAGAAAACUCUAUCACAAUGUAUGAUGUUGAGCCAGUAUCAACCUUAUGAAUGAAGAUGAGGGUAGGGGUUAUCUCCUGGAUACCUGUGUACACAAUGAAACGCUGAUCUUUCUUUAUGAUGAUUUCUGUUGCCAAGCAACUAUUGCAUUUUUAUUAAUUGUGUUAAAUCAGGCCAUUAAUGUCAUAAAAAAGUAUGUAUAUUGUCAAACUUGAAAAGUAUAGUACUUGCUUGCAUUAGUAUCUUUUGAUAUUUCAGUCUAAAAGGGAAAUAGUCCAGUUUCUAUAUUGGUGUAACGAGUACGGAACAUAACGUCACAGAGGAACUGAACUGAUGUGGAGAUCAAUUUUAGAAUUCUAAUAAUAAUUAGUAACAUUUCCAUGGAGAGUUUUUUUUUUUUUUUUCCAAGUCCAGUAAAAAGAAAUAAGAUAUUUUUUCUGGGAAAAUAUUGAUGAACCACCUUUAAAUAGAUUUUUGCAGCAAUUAAUUAUCUAAUUUUUGAUCAGUGACUUAGAUAUAAUCUUGGGAAGCCUACAAAGUUAAUAUUUUCUAUACAGAAUGCAACACCUCUCUUAAUGCCUUUAUUUAGUAUUAGUAUUUACUCUACACUCUCUUGGAUGACAACUGUUUAAGUAAGUAAGUAAGUAAGUAAGUAAGUCCUGCAAAGAAAGCACGUAACUAGCUUUCAGCAAAGAAAGAUUUCUGAAUGAUACCCACUCAAACCUAUUGCACUGCAUUUCUUUGCUUCCUACCAUUACUUUAUAGUCCAAAAGGCUGCUACUAUGGGAAUACGCACUGGUGAGUGCUUAUCUGGGGACUCCAGUAGUCCUUUAUUGUUCCGAUAUGGUUCAGAAAUUCUAUCUUUUUUUUUAGUUUCCUAACAAACACCAUUAAAAUUGCAAACUAGCAGUUAAAGCACAGGCUAGACUGUAACUCUCAUAAGAAUGUGCUAUUUAGCAAACCUGCUUUUUCCUUGCAGCCUACCAGUAAACCAGCUCCAUUCUCAGCACUCCAGGUAGGCUUUUCAAUCUGAAGAUAAGACUUAUGUUUUCCUAAAUUUCACAUAGAUAGAAAAGCUGCAAACCACUUGUACUACAAACUUUGCUGCUUUAAAAUAAUAAAGACAUUAAGUUAUGAAAGGAUGUGUAGUCUAUAUAAUUGAAAAGCCUGCUCCAGAAAUUAACCAACUCCUAUAAUUUUUUUAAAAUAAAUAAAAUUAAUUAAUUUUAAGAGACUUAGAGUAAAUUUCUGCUUUACAUAAAGCUGUUUGUUUAGUGUUACCAUGUACUGGAGUGUGACAUGAUUAUCUAACGCUUAGCUUCGUGAUACACGAUGUCAGCAUGUGAUUGAUUGCAGAUGUAUAUUGUGGGUUACUAGUGACGUUAGGUAUGACUAGAAAAGUACAUCAUACAGCCAGAUAAAGCAUGGAGGAGCAGAGGAAAAAGGUUUGUCCUUACAUGAAAGGCGGGGAGGAGCUGAAGUGGAAGGUAAAGUUUUGGGUUUCAUAAACAAUUAAUUGCAAACCUUCUUGACUCACACACUAAACUUUUCAGAAAACAAAGAGGAGAUGAAGAUUACAAAUACAGCCUUAGGUUUAAUUUACUAGUGGUUCUAAUGCAGACUGGCAUCACUGUAUGAGUGCUAUAGACUACAGGCUAUCUGUUUGUUCUGAGAGGUGAAAGUAUCUAGCUCCCUAAUGUAAGCUCACAGGGAAUGAGUCUUUUGGCACAACAGGAAGAAACAUGAAUCAGAAUAAAGCUGCGCCACAACAAUGCAGGCAGGCUAUAAAGGGGGGGAAAAGAAAAAAAAUCAUUAUGACCGCGGUUGGCCUGUGUACGCAAAGCCACGUUAGGUUUUGCAUUUAAUUUACAUUUACAUUUACUUUUAAAUUUAUCUGGAAAGCAACUACUAUAAUAGGCUGCUGGUAGGGUAUGAAGCCACCCUUUUUUUUUUUUUUUUUUUUUUUUUUUAAGGUGCUUUAGCAUUCUCUCUCUUAUAGGUCUCCUGUAGGCUCCAGAGAAUAAUGUUCACAGUAAGACAAUAGAGCUGUCUCAGGGAAUAGCCAGCCCUGAGUUAGGAGCGACACCUUCCUCAAAAUGCACAGUGACUGCAAGAUACCUGAACAUGACGCCACAGAAGAACACCAACUCAUUUCAUUAACAUACAAAGCUGUCACUAGGAAACAAUUGCAGCUGAAAUACUGCCACAUGCUACAGUGAGGCUCUUAAUACUUACUUUUUUGGGUUUUUUUGUUCCCUGCGUCAAAUGGAUAAACAAAAGUUGUUUGUACAGUACGCUUUGUGUAAAAUACUAACAGAAAGAGCUAAAGCCAGAGUCUGACAGUUAGUUAAAGUUCUGAGGCUGGAAGGCUUAGAUUCCAGCCUCUGGGCCAAAACUAGGUGACAAAGCUGAGGGGCUUAAUAUGGUGGAGUUCAUCAGUGUUUUGGGUUUCUGCUAGGCUCUAGGAGAAUAGUAGAAGCUCCUAGAAUUAGCCAGUAGCUGAGCAGGUGUUCAAUUAACUAUUAAACACUUUAACUAUUAUAGCAUUUAGGAAUUUUAAAAAUUGUAAGAACUUACUUACCUAUUGAGCUUUAAAAAGCCUUAGCUACGCCUGCCUGGUCCACAUCAUCUCUCCCAAAAGCAAGAAGGGGAAUCAACUCAUGACUCAGAAAGGGAUUCCCAAGCUCUUUCUGACACAGGUCGGUUAUGGGCUAUCCUCAACUGCGUACUUACUGUGAAGAGUCACAUCAAGUACAUGGCUAACAGCUACACACCACUUGCCCAUACAGAGAGACGAUGGCAUACUUUAGUGCGAUUCCACUCAGGAAUGGAGCAGCUUGCACGACUGAGCUAUACUAUUCAUUAACUUGUGAUGUAUUUUCAAGUGACAAGUGACAUUUAAAACACUGUACCAAGUACUGCAUAUUUGUUCUGGGUCUUUCUUGCAAUGUAAAAAUAGAAAUUGAAAGUUAGUUAAGAUAGAUAAAUAUUUAUUUUUCACAUAACAUUUCUUAAUUGUGAAAAACACAAUACUCUAUUCACAUGUACACAUAAACUUUUGUAAUAAAUUACAUCCAAGAAAUUGAGUAAUUUUGACCAGGAAUAUGAAAUUAGAAGUAAAUAUAACACUAAAUUUGCUGUAUAUUGUGUGUGAGUGCAGAAUGUUGAGAUUAACAUUGGAACAUCAUUAAAAUUCACACAAGAACAGAGUGACUGUAAAAAAAAAAAAACCCACUCUGAAAUACUGAA
Struthio camelus australis is the source of this 5595-nucleotide messenger RNA. Lineage: Eukaryota; Metazoa; Chordata; Aves; Struthioniformes; Struthionidae. The record is from RefSeq and is a predicted model, not a curated record.